Stylonychia lemnae is the source of this 1371-nucleotide messenger RNA. NCBI's taxonomy places the organism in Eukaryota, Ciliophora, Spirotrichea, Sporadotrichida, Oxytrichidae. The record is from the annotation of a GenBank genome assembly.
AUGCAAACUGUAUAAUCAUAAGUCGAUGUGACUAAAUUCAAGUGCUAUCGAUUUUAAGCUGAUGGAUCAAUAUAUUAUGGUGAGAUAAUGUACCUCAACACUAAAACUGGUGGUCUGGUAAGCAGCAUUGAUGGUGUGGAUGAAGAUACCAAGAAACUUCAUAAGUUGGUUAGACAUGGUUAUGGACUCUAGAUCUUUAAUGGCUAAAGAAAUGCAGAUGGAGUUUUGACAAAAUACGAGGGAAGAUGGGACAGAGAUAGAAAAUAAGGAGAAAACUGCACUGCUGUGUUCAAGGACGGCUCAAUCUAUACAGGCAGUUUCAAAAAGGAUAAUUUUGAAGGUUAAGGGAAGUUUGAAUGGGCACUAGGUCACAUUUACGAGGGCCAGUGGAAAGAGUCGCAAAUGGAAGGUUAGGGUGAGUUUAAGCAUGCUAACGGCAGAGUUCAUCAUGGUCUAUUUAGAAGAAACUACUUUUUAUAAGAUAAAUGCUUCAUUAAUCCUCUUGAUGAUGAUAAAAGACAGAAAAAGAAUAUCAAGGUGUUUGAAGAGCAAGUCUUAGCUUAAAAGGAGAAGAUUAUCUAUGAUAAGAGAAUAAGACUGUAUCACGUUUCCUCAUAAGACUAACUUGAAGAAGCCAUUAGGGAUACAAAGCAAAUGAACAGAGUGCCUCUAUUCAAAAAUGGAGUAGCAGAUAGAGUUGUAAACAUCUUGCAUUUGCCAGCAGAAGAUUCAUUGUGUGAAAUAAAUCUAAGGAAGAUAUUCAGUGAAACUAUUGGCAACCCCAUCAAAAAAACAGAGCAAAGAGAAAAAUUAAACCUUCAAAUUAGAAAGGCCAUUUAAAAGAGCCAGCUAAUACUACUCAAUUUCGAUGAUUAUGAGUAUCCAGAUUCAGUUGUAGAGUCUUAGGAUUAGCUGAUAACAAAUAAGGACCAAGAAACGCAACAUCAACAAGUUUUCGCAGUGGGCUAUGAUCCAAACUUCAAAGAGUUCUCUGGUACUAAAGGCGGACUGCCAAUUCAAAUUUGGAAUCAAAUUGAGAUUUCGAAAAGAAGAGAACUUAUGGAGUGCAUUGGAUUAAUAUCCUAAGAAGAUGACAUUAUUCCAGACUUCACUGACAAUAUACACUUUGUAGUAUGGUCCAAUCUCAAACUUAAAUCUAAGUUAGCCUAAAAGUAAAUCUUAGAUCAAAUUGUUGCUCUUCAGCAGGAUGAUAUGACUAAAGAUGUCACUGCUUAAACCAUCUAAGAAGCCUACUAGUUUGAUGAAAACUAAUUCAAUGAUACAGAAAUUUUAGAAAAGAUUGAGAAGAGAUUCGGGAAAGCAUUACCUCUCGAAUGCAUUAACCUUAUCUUGUUAAAGGAUAUAUAUUGA